This is a messenger RNA of Pocillopora damicornis (cauliflower coral), 1137 nucleotides long. RefSeq lists its product as uncharacterized. The record is from RefSeq and is a predicted model, not a curated record. NCBI's taxonomy places the organism in Eukaryota, Metazoa, Cnidaria, Anthozoa, Scleractinia, Pocilloporidae.
AUAAAGAUUUUAGAAAAAUUAUUUCGCAUUUUCAGUUCAUUUCAUGGGAUAAGUAGAAUGUGUUCAAGCACUUCAAGUAACCCUCAACAUUGGGGAGCGAGUCAGGCCAGUUUUCUAAGUGAUCGAUCAGCAGACAGUUCUUUUCCACGAGUCGUGGAAAUCCAAAGGCGGGAGGGGGAAAUAAAGGCGCUAAAUGAUGAGAUAAAGAAGCUAAGAGAAGAUAAAGCACUCAAUCAUGCUGAAAUUAAGGUUUUAGAGGGGAAAAUUAAAGGACUGGAAACAGAAAUACAAAUACUGAAAGAGCAGUUGAAUCUCCAGAGCCGUGAAUUGGAUUUGGUCAAGAAAAGAGUUGACACUCUAGAAGAAGUGCAAGUCUCUCUGCUCGUGGCAACAAUGUGUGAUGAGAUACAAAAUAUGAUGUUCAAAAUAAUAUUCCCUCAAAGAUUUAACCCGAACGUGCAACGAAAGGUGAAAGACAUCGAAGAUAUGUUAAAAAAAUCGGGAGACAGAGAAAACCGUGAGUGGGCGACACUACAAAGGGAGCUGAAUUGGAAGUACUGCCACUUAGAUGCCGUGAGGUCACUUAAAAGAGUCCGAAAUAAGCGCGCUCAUCCCGUGGCAAAGCUGACAGAGGAAGCUCUUAGGCUCUCCGUCCAAAAGAUGACCGAAGAACACUUCUUUGAAGAAGAUGACAGUUGGCUGUCUGUUGAAGUCGUCGACGAAUUGAUCACCAUGUGGAAACACUUAAAGGAGAAACAAUAGUCUUAAAUUCAAGUCUCUUUUAAAACUGCACAAGCGUGUGGCCAUAUCUACAGGCCUUAACCUGGAUAUAUUACAACGAUACACGAAAAAAUAUGAAAAAUCGCCAAUGCAAUCUCAAUCUUUUUGUAACAAAUAGCCAAAUUCACUGCUACGGUUCCAGAAAGAACAUUAAUUACUGAACGCAUUUGUGUCGUACACAAGCAAUUUAGAAUUCUCUACCAAAAUUUUUGAAGUCUCUUCCUGUUUCAGUCACUUGUUCGUUAAAUCUUCUUAGCUUUAGGACGAAAAUACAGGAACUUUUACCAAAAUAAUUAUUGAAUUGGCCAAACCGCAUAUUUCUGCAGGACUUAUUUGUUUUUUAAUACCUUUUGUGAG